Molecule: messenger RNA, 2204 nt
Organism: Carassius gibelio (silver crucian carp)
Lineage: Eukaryota; Metazoa; Chordata; Actinopteri; Cypriniformes; Cyprinidae
Product: T-complex protein 1 subunit alpha
Exons: 12
Coding region: 309-1985 (558 amino acids)
Biological process (GO): protein folding
Cellular component (GO): chaperonin-containing T-complex
Molecular function (GO): ATP-dependent protein folding chaperone; ATP binding; ATP hydrolysis activity
Source: RefSeq, a predicted model, not a curated record
GCCACCAGAUGUCGCUCAAUCUUAAUAACUGUCUUGAGGAAAACCAUCGAAUGAGUGCUAGAUCCAAACAGGGAAUUGUAGUUUUGAUAGCUCUUUCAGUCUGUGGAUUAAUCUGCGUGUUUUUCGAGCUCUUUAUGAAUAUCAGUGUGUAGAGUGCAGUCUGUGGAUCGGUUCAGUGGCUCGUGUGUGUGUUUGAGUGUGAACUAAAAGCUGAUCUUCUGGACUGAUCUGGAGCUUCCGCGCGCGCCCCUCCCGCUCACACGCUACCCAUAAGCCCUCGCGCGCGUCCAUUCUUCUCUCCAUCCAACAUGUCCAUGACGGAGGGUCCGUUAAACGUGCUCGGCCAGAGGACGACCGGCGAGUCCGUCAGGACUCAAAACGUCAUGGCCGCCGCAUCCAUCGCUAAUAUCGUGAAGAGCUCUCUCGGUCCCGUCGGACUGGACAAGAUGUUGGUGGAUGACAUCGGAGACGUGACCAUCACCAAUGAUGGAGCCACCAUCCUGAAGCUGCUGGAGGUGGAGCACCCGGCAGCUAAGGUCCUCUGUGAGCUAGCAGAGCUGCAGGACAAGGAGGUUGGAGAUGGCACAACAUCAGUGGUGAUCAUCGCCGCCGAGCUGCUGAAGAGUGCAGAUGAGCUGGUCAAACAGAAGAUCCACCCCACCUCCAUCAUCAGUGGAUACAGACUGGCCUGCAAGGAGGCAGUCAGAUACAUCAAUGAGAACCUGACCAUCAGCACUGAUGACUUGGGCAGAGAGUGUCUCAUCAAUGCUGCCAAGACCUCCAUGUCCUCCAAGAUUAUUGGAGUUGAUUCAGAUUUUUUUGCUAAUAUGGUGGUGGACGCUGCCCUGGCUGUGAAGUUUGUUGAUGGUAAAGGUGUUGCUCGCUAUCCCAUCAACUCUGUGAAUGUGCUGAAGGCUCAUGGACGCAGCCAGAAGGAGAGUUUCCUGGUCAACGGAUAUGCUCUGAACUGCACUGUCGGAUCUCAAGGAAUGGUGAAGCGUGUGUCCAAUGCCAAGAUAGCCUGUCUGGACUUCAGCCUGCAGAAAACCAAGAUGAAACUGGGUGUUCAGGUGGUCAUCAGUGAUCCGGAGAAACUGGACCAGAUCAGACAGAGGGAGUCGGACAUCACGAAGGAGCGCAUUCAGAAGAUCCUGGCGUCGGGAGCGAAUGUGAUUCUGACCACCGGGGGCAUUGAUGACAUGUGUCUGAAGUACUUUGUAGAUGUCGGAGCCAUGGCUGUGAGGAGGGUGCUCAAGAGGGACCUCAAACGCAUCGCCAAAGCUACUGGGGCCACGGUGUGCUCGUCUCUGUCUAACCUGGAGGGAGAGGAGACGUUUGAGGUGACCAUGCUGGGUCAGGCUGAGGAGGUGGUGCAGGACCGAGUGUGUGACGACGAGCUCAUCCUCAUCAAGAACACGAAGGCACGCACGUCUGCCUCUAUCGUCUUGCGUGGGGCGAAUGACUUCAUGUGUGAUGAAAUGGAGCGCUCCCUGCAUGACGCCCUGUGUGUGGUCAAGAGGGUGCUGGAGUCCAAAUCUGUGGUACCAGGAGGAGGCGCUGUCGAGGCUGCACUGUCCAUUUAUCUGGAGAACUACGCCACAAGCAUGGGUUCCCGUGAGCAGCUGGCUAUUGCUGAAUUUGCUCGCUCUCUGCUCGUCAUUCCUAAAUCUCUGGCAGUCAACGCCGCACAAGACUCCACCGACCUGGUGGCCAAACUCAGAGCCUUCCACAAUGAGGCUCAGGUCAACCCUGAACGCAAGAACCUCAAAUGGAUCGGGUUGGACCUGCUAAAUGGAAAGCCAAGAGACAACAAGCAGGCAGGAGUGUAUGAACCCACGAUGGUUAAAACCAAGAGUCUGAAGUUUGCCACUGAGGCAGCCAUCACCAUCCUUCGAAUCGAUGAUCUCAUCAAGCUCUUCCCUGACCAGAAAGAGGGCGGGCCCUCCUACCAGGAUGCUGUCCAAUCAGGAUCUCUGGAGGGAUAAGUCCAGCUGCAUCACAUCUUUAAUUGGCUGGUCUUGUGUCGCUCCACUCAAGCCUUUAUAUUUAUAUGUGGAUCCAACUGAUGAGCCUUUAGUGUAGUAUGUGCACUUUGUUUACGCUACUUAUGUUUUGCUUUUAACAUGACUUGGUUGUCAUGUGUAAUGUAACAAAUGCUCCUUUUUCUGCCAUUUCAAAGACAAUAAACCAGAAUGGUGUUAAAA